Aspergillus nidulans FGSC A4 is the source of this 1347-nucleotide messenger RNA. RefSeq names its product battenin family protein. Gene Ontology annotation, cellular component: fungal-type vacuole; membrane; vacuole. Lineage: Eukaryota; Fungi; Ascomycota; Eurotiomycetes; Eurotiales; Aspergillaceae. Bases 1 to 1347 code for a protein of 448 amino acids. The transcript is spliced from 3 exons. The record is from RefSeq and is a predicted model, not a curated record. Gene Ontology annotation, biological process: L-arginine transmembrane transport; lysine transport; regulation of intracellular pH.
AUGCCUGGGGAACAACAAAUGCUACCACUCCCAGGCUCCCCGUCUACCUCAUGGGCCCGGUUCCGCGCGCAGCUCGGUGCAUUAUUCCAUGGAGCUGAUCCCAACGUUUGCGUGGCAUUCUGGUUAUUCGGAUUGAUUAACAAUGUGCUCUAUGUCAUCAUUUUAUCGGCUGCGCUAGAUCUCGUCGGACCGAAUGUCCCAAAGGGCGUCGUACUGCUUGCUGAUGUACUUCCUUCCUUUGGAACGAAAUUGGUCGCACCCUACUUCAUCCACACUGUUCCUUACUCCAUGCGAAUCGUGAUAUGCGUCGUGCUUUCCGCCCUGGGGAUGCUCGUGGUAGCAUUAAGUCCGGCAUAUGUCGAUGGCGGCUCGAUAUCUUCAAAAUUAGCUGGAAUCAUCUUGGCGAGCUUAUCAAGCGGCAUUGGGGAGCUGAGUUUCGUUGGGUUAACACAUUUCUACGGCCCCUUCAGUCUGGCGGCUUGGGGAAGCGGUACAGGGGCUGCUGGGCUGGUUGGAGCCGGUGCAUAUGCCUUGGCGACUACAUCCCUGGGUCUCCGCGUGAAGACUACAUUGAUGACUUCCGCCUUUCUGCCCUUCGUCCUAGCCGUCAGCUUUUUCUUCGUAUUACCCCGAGCGCGGAUACAGUUACACUCUGUGUACGGGGAUGUGGAAGAACAUGCGGAUGAUAGUGUGCUCAGCAAUAAUGAUGACGGAGAAAGAGAGGGGCUGCUUAGUUCGUCCGCCCACUCUGCGGUGAGCCUCAAAUCCACGUACCGAGUGCGUGGAUGGCAUAGAUUGAGGGCCAAUUUGCGACGUGCGCGAGGGCUGUUCUUCCCUUUUAUGCUCCCUCUGCUCCUCGUAUAUAUUGCAGAGUAUACUAUCAAUCAAGGUGUAUCACCGACUCUACUCUUUCCGCUCAAGGAGACGCCCUUCACACAUUUCCGAGCAUUCUACCCCGCAUACAAUGCGAUAUACCAGGUUGGCGUCUUCAUCUCUCGCUCUUCUACCCCGUUCUUCCGUAUUCACGAUCUCUACCUUCCGUCAAUCCUACAAAUCAUCAAUUUAAUAGUGUUGACUCUACACUCGCUGUUCAAUUUCAUCCCGAAUGUCUACCUUAUCUUCAUCGUGAUCUUCUGGGAAGGUCUCCUAGGAGGCCUAGUUUAUGUCAAUACCUUUGCAGAGAUUGGAGAUCGUGUGCCACGAGAGGACCGCGAGUUCUCGCUUAGCGCCACGACGGUCAGCGAUUCGGGCGGUAUUUGUAUUGCUGGAUUUCUGGGAAUGGUUUUUGAAGUAUGGCUUUGCGAUUGGCAAGUUUCGCAUGGACGGGACUUUUGUCGAAGAACGUGA